Belonocnema kinseyi is the source of this 3627-nucleotide messenger RNA. Its product is annotated as 1-phosphatidylinositol 4,5-bisphosphate phosphodiesterase-like. The coding region runs from base 156 to 3404 and encodes 1082 amino acids. Gene Ontology annotation, molecular function: calcium ion binding; phosphatidylinositol-4,5-bisphosphate phospholipase C activity. The transcript is spliced from 19 exons. The record is from RefSeq and is a predicted model, not a curated record. Lineage: Eukaryota; Metazoa; Arthropoda; Insecta; Hymenoptera; Cynipidae. Gene Ontology annotation, biological process: lipid metabolic process; phosphatidylinositol-mediated signaling.
AGAACGAAGCAAAUAUUGAUUCAGUUCGCCAUCAGACCAGAGGUGGUCGAAUGGUCUCGUUAAAACUUUCUGGUGCUAAAAUAAAAAAUUAAAGUUAAGACAAAAAAAUAUUCUGGUAAAAAUUUUGUAAAGCAAAAUAAAAUUACUUUGUCAAAAUGACGAAGAAAUUCGACUUUAAUUGGCAAAUUGAAACCCCCGAAGCAUUGAGAAAUGGAUGUGUCUUCGACAGGUGGUACGAAGAUAAAGAUACUACGGAAUUCGAGGCUAAUUGUAUGUUCAAAGUCGACGAGUAUGGUUUUUUUAUUUAUUGGAAAAGCGAAGGAAAGGACGGUGAUGUAAUUGAAUUGGCUCAAGUAUGCGAUAUAAGAUACGGUGGAAUACCAAAGGAACCGAAAUUAUUAAGUAAAUUGAGCAAACAUGGAACUCAGGAACAAUUAGAUGCGAAAAGUCUCACUAUUUGCUCUGGAGUUGACUAUACAAAUAUUAUCUACAACCAUGUGGUUUGUCCUGAUGCACAAACUGCGAAGGAUUGGCAGGCGGGAUUACGAAAAAUUACACACAAUUCUAAAGGGAGUAAUGUUUGCCCUACAAUACAAUUAAUGAAACAUUGGAUGAGGUUGAGUUUUCAAGUUGAUGCGAAGGGAAAAGUUCCUGUGAAAGUGAUAACAAAAACUUUUGCCUCUGGAAAAACGGAAAAAUUGAUUUAUCAAGGAUUGCAGGAAUUAGGCCUGCCAAGUGGAAAAAGUGAUAAAAUAGAACCGUCAGCAUUCACUUUUGAAAAAUUUAAGGCUCUUUAUUUCAAAGUCUGUCCACGUAACGAUAUAGAAGAACUUUUUCAAUCAAUAACGAAAGGACAGGCCGAGUAUAUUACUUUACAGCAACUAGUGACUUUCAUGAAUGAAAAACAAAGGGACCCAAGACUCAAUGAAAUUUUAUAUCCGUUGUAUAGUGAAAAUAGAUGCACAGAGAUAAUCAACGAUUAUGAACCAGACGAGAAAAAUAAAGCUGCGAAAAGAAUCAGCAAAGAUGGUUUCAUUACUUAUCUCAUGUCAGACGAAAAUGCGCCAGUAUUUUUGGAAAAAUUGGAUGAGUGGAUGGACAUGGAUCAACCCUUAUGCCAUUAUUAUAUUAAUUCUAGCCACAAUACAUAUCUCAGUGGUAAACAGAUUGGUGCAAAAAGUACAGUCGAGAUGUACAGACAAGUUCUCCUUGCUGGUUGCAGGUGCGUGGAAUUGGAUUGUUGGGAUGGGAAAACCCCAGAAGAUGAACCGAUUAUAACCCACGGAAAAGCAAUGUGUACUGACAUUCUUUUCAAAGAUGUUAUUUAUGCUUUGAGAGACACUGCCUUCGUCACGUCUGAUUAUCCAGUUAUUUUAAGUUUUGAGAACCAUUGCAGCAUCAACAAUCAAUAUCGACUUGCAAAAUAUUGUGAUGAUAUUUUGGGGGAUUUGUUGCUAAAGGAACCUCUCAAAGAUUAUCCUUUGGAACCAGGAGUGCCUCUUCCUCCACCGAGUGCCUUAAAGCGAAAAAUUCUCAUAAAAAAUAAAAGAUUGAAACCUGAAGUAGAAAAAGUUGAGCUGGAACUUUUCCGAUCAGGGCAAUUUGAAGCCAAAGAUGAAGUUGUUGAAGAUGCAACCGCAGCUGGGGCCCCACCAACGGAACCUCCUCCGGAAGCUGCAGCGGCAGCAGCUCCAGCAGCAGGUGCUGAAGGUGGGCCUGAGGGUGAAGUCGCACCAAUUCAAUAUUCAGGAAGUAGUUCAGCUUGUCAUCCCUGGCUUUCGUCAAUGAUUAAUUAUGCUCAGCCAAUCAAAUUUCAAAGCUUCGAUAGCGCACUCAAGAAGAAUAUCCACCACAAUAUGUCUUCAUUUUCUGAGACUGCCGCUCUGAAUUAUCUGAAGACUUCCGGGGUUGAAUUUGUCAAUUAUAACAAGCGACAAAUGAGCAGAAUUUAUCCCAAAGGAACGAGAGUCGAUUCCUCAAAUUACAUGCCUCAGGUCUUCUGGAAUGCUGGUUGUCAGAUGGUGGCUCUGAAUUUUCAAACUCCGGAUUUGCCAAUGCAACUGAAUCAAGGAAAAUUUGAAUUUAAUAAUACGACCGGUUAUUUAUUAAAACCGGAAUUCAUGCGAAGGACGGAUAAAACUUUUGAUCCAUUUUCUGAGGACGUGGAUGGUGUUAUCACAUCCCAAUGUUCAGUUCGAGUGAUUGCAGGACAAUUUUUAUCGGACAAAAAAGUUGGAACCUACGUAGAAGUAGACAUGUAUGGUUUACCAGCAGAUACCAUAAAAAAAGAAUUUCGAACAAGAAUGAUUCCCGGAAAUGGACUGAAUCCCGUUUACAACGAAGAGCCGUUUCUUUUCCGAAAAGUUGUUUUACCGGAUUUGGCUGUUCUCAGAUUUGGAGUUUAUGAAGAAAGUGGAAAAUUAUUGGGCCAACGAAUUUUACCUUUAGAUGGUUUGCAAGCUGGAUAUCGACACAUUGCCUUAAAAACUGAAGCCAAUUUCCCUAUGGCAUUGCCAAUGUUGUUUUGUAAUAUCGAGCUUUCAAUUUACAUUCCUGAUGGCUUCGGAGAUUUUAUGCUUAUGCUUUCUGACCCUGGAGCUUUUACGAAAGGGGCAGAAAAACAGGAUCAAGCUAUGAAGGGAUUGGGAAUUGAAAAAACGGACGCAAAAGCUGAAGAGGAAAAGAAGAAGAAAGAAGAGGCUAAAGCUAAGGAAUUUAAAGUUGAACCAAUUACUGUUGAGAUGCUGAGAAAGGCCAAAGAAUUCAAGUUUGGAAAGAAACAUAAUAAAGAAAUGGAUACCUUAAAGAAAAAACAUGCAAAGGAAAGACAGACGAUGCAAAAAAAUCAUAUCACUGCUGUGGAAAAAUUAGCAAAGGGAAAAGACAAAAACUCUCUUAUAAAUGAUCCAAGUGUUAAAAAAAUGGUAAGUGAACAAACUACCGAGUGGUCUGCGAUGGUGGAAAAACAUAGAAAGGCAGAAUGGGAACUUCAUCUAAAACAGGUUGAUGCCAGUCGAGAGGAAAUGAAAAGAGUGAUUGAUAUUGUUAAAGUAAAUCAAGAUAAACAACUGCAAUUAAAACACGAAAAGGAUAUUAAAGAAAUGAAUUCUAAUCAGGCAAAAACAUCUGUCGAAACUUCUAAGGAAGUAAUGAACGACAAGACCCUGAAAUCAAAGGGAGAAAAGGACAGAAGGCUGAGAGAAAAACAGCAAGCUAACACAAAAAAAUUUUUGGACGAAAGAAAAAAUGUUACGAUAAAACAGGGUCGUGAUAAGGAAAAGUUAAAAAUCGCUCAGGAAAAAUCGGUCGCUGAUUUGGAUAAAAAUAUCGAGGCUACUUUGGAGAUGUAUAAGAACGAAGCAAUACAAUUGGAAAUUGCAGCAAAAACAGAAUUUUACGUUUAAGUAAAAAGUUAAUAAAUUAUUCAAUUUUUCUAAAAAAAAUCUAUACAUGCAGUGAUUUGCAUCUUUUUAUUUCGUGAUACAAAUUUUGAGGGAGUGUAUUUUUGAAUGAAUUUUAUAAAAAUAAUUCAAUAAUUGUAUAAUUAUUAAAAUUAAUAUUUUUAAAGAUUAAAUUCAGUUGUAGUUGUUAUUGUUAAAUUUUAUUAUUAGAUGUUAUGUUUGUGGU